GAGCACUGUCAUGAUGCUCAAGAUUCUUACCAUACUCGCAGUGCUACCAUAUACCACUUCUACUAUAACGUGCCGCACAUAUUCGCCGGAGAAGAAAUCAAAAGAAAUUGAAAAGACGAAAAGUUUGUAUUGUGCGUUCAUCAUGACGGAACGGUGUGAUGAAGGUUACUAUACUGAAGGACCUGCAUGGAAUGCACAAGCGAUGUCCAAUCACUGCAGCAUAAAAAAUGGAAUAUUCUCAUGUUCUUGUAAUACCGAAUUGUGCUCAAGCGACCACAAUUAUCUCAUGAAAUUAUGGAAGAGAUCUCCGCAGUAUUCAGCGAAUAAUAAGUACACAAUUUGUUUGCAGAAAUUGAUAGAAAAAGAUCUUGAGAAUGAUUAUGAUUAUUAUGUGGCCGAGGAAAGAAAGGCACACGAAAGGAUCAAAGGAAAGAUGUCGGAAGACGACGAUCGCGAUAACCUAGGAGAAACUGAAGAGCAACAACCAAAACGACGAGAGAAACUGGCAUCUGGCUACGUAUGUGCCGUUAUCCUUGCGGUUGUUUUGGCGCAUGCUGUAUUUUGAGGCAAUCAAUAACCUGCUUGUGUACAACGACUUCGAUAACAGUGAAAACAAUAUGUGAACGAAACAAUUCAUAAAUUGAAAAUUGCCCGUUUCACUGAUAAAAAUACAAACA
Molecule: messenger RNA, 677 nt
Organism: Cylicocyclus nassatus
Lineage: Eukaryota; Metazoa; Nematoda; Chromadorea; Rhabditida; Strongylidae
Source: the annotation of a GenBank genome assembly